This is a messenger RNA of Oppiella nova, 1268 nucleotides long. The record is from the annotation of a GenBank genome assembly. NCBI's taxonomy places the organism in Eukaryota, Metazoa, Arthropoda, Arachnida, Sarcoptiformes, Oppiidae.
AGAUGAGAUCGCGUAAUUUCGAUAGAGUAGAAAAGCUUUUCCAGAAAUGUUUGAUCAAAGUUCUCAAUAUUGAUCUUUGGAGGUGUUAUUUAAGUUAUAUUAAAGAAACAAAGAUCUCAUUAGCAAACUUCCGCGAGAAGAUGGCUCAGGCGUACGACUUUGCGUUGGAGAAGAUAGGUAUUGACAUCCAGUCGUAUCCUAUUUGGAAUGAUUACGUCCAGUUCCUCAAGAAUGUCGAAGCGAUCGGCAGUUAUGCGGAGAACCAAAAGAUUACUGCCGUUAGAAGAAUAUAUCAAAAAGGAGUCGUGAAUCCCAUGACCAGCAUUGAGGCCUUUUGGAAGGAUUAUAUCACUUACGAACAGAACAUUAACCAAAUGAUAGCCGAGAAGAUGAUUGCCGACCGUUCGAAGGACUACAUGAAUGCCAGACGUGUUGCCAAAGAGUUCGAAGCCGUCACUCGAGGGCUCAAUAGGAACGCACCGGCAGUUCCGCCGCAAACCACUGCCGAUGAAGUAAAACAAGUGGAGCUCUGGAGGAAAUACAUCCAAUGGGAGAAAAGUAAUCCUUUGAAAACUGAAGACAUUUCUCUAGUCAUUAAAAGAGUUGUAUUCGCCUACGAGCAGUGUAUUCUAUGUCUGGGCCAUCACCCGGAUGUGUGGUAUGAAUACGCCUCGUAUUUGGAUGAGAAGAGCAAAUGGAUGGGAGAGAAGGGAGAUAUGAAUCAACAAAAGACAUUACAGGACGACGUGUCCACCAUCUACGACAGGGCCACCUCAUCACUACUGUCCACUAAUGUCUUACUCAACUUCGCGUACGCAGACUUUGAAGAGUCGCGAAAUCGAAAGGAAGAGUCGAUUAAAAUAUACGAAAAACUACUGAAUAUUCAAACGCCGGGAUUUGAUCCAACAUUAUCUUACAUUCAAUACAUGAAGUUUAGGCGACGCACUGAAAGCAUCGCAACCGCCAGAAGUGUGUUUAAGAGAGCGCGUGAAGACGCGAGAUGUGGGCACGAGAUCUAUACGGCCGCCGCUCUCAUGGAGUACUACUGCAACAAAGACGCAAACGUCACUUCAAAGAUAUUCGAGUUGGGACUCAAGAAGUUUGGACACUCACCUGAUUUCAUACUUUCAUACAUCGAUUAUUUAAGUCAUUUGAAUGAAGAGAAUAACAUUAGAGUACUAUUCGAAAGAGUUCUCACCACUGGAGCACUUCCACCGGAAAAGUCAUUGUAAGUCAUUGCCUACACUUCCCAGCGUUUGUAUUCUUAU